ACGCAGCUCGCGGCCUCCCGGCAGCGGCUCCGAGGCUGGGCGGCUCCGCUCCGCCUCCGUCGCCGCCUGCGCGCUGCGCCAGGCCCGCCAGGCCAGGCCGAGGGCAGCCGCCGAGUGAGGGACGCGAGCAGCCAUGGCCGAAGCGGCGCCCGCCCGGGCUCCAGAGAGGGAUAAGCAGACAGAAGACGAAAGCCCUUCGACACCUCCUCUGUCACCCCCAGCAGCCACGGAGAACUCUUACCUGUACUCCACGGAGAUCACACUGUGGACGGUGGUGGCCGCCAUCCAGGCCUUGGAGAAGAAGGUGGACUCCUGCCUGGCCCGCUUGCUGACCCUGGAGGGGCGGGCGGGGACAGCUGAGAAGAAGCUGCUGGACUGCGAGAAGACGGCCGUGGAGUUCGGGAACCAGCUGGAGGGCAAGUGGGCCGUGCUGGGGACCCUGCUGCAGGAGUACGGGCUGCUGCAGAGGCGGCUGGAGAACAUGGAAAACCUGCUGAGGAACCGAAAUUUCUGGAUUUUGCGCCUGCCCCCAGGCAGCAAGGGGGAGGCCCCCAAGGUGCCUGUGACCUUUGAUGACGUGGCCGUGUAUUUCUCUGAGCCAGAGUGGGGCAAGCUGGACGAGUGGCAGAAGGAGCUCUACAAGCACGUGAUGCGGGGCAACUACGAGAUGCUGGUGUCCCUGGAUUAUGCCAUCUCCAAACCAGACAUCCUGACCCGGAUGGAGAGGGGAGAGGAGCCUUGUCCUGGAGGCCCGUGGGGCCAGGAGGAGGGAAGCAGGAGGGAGGUAGCCCAGCCAAGGAGGCCAAGCCCUGGCGUCCCUCCACGUCCAGAGCACAACCUCGGCCCCGUCAGCCCUGCCCGGGAAGAACCAAAAGAAGAGCAGGUCACCAGGCGCCAGCAAGACUCCGAGACGAGAGUGACCGUCCCUGGAGCAAGCACGGGUGAGCGAGGGCCGCCGGGCCGCCGUGUGAAGAGCAUCUUGACACACGACCAGACAGGGCCUCCAGCCGCGGUUAAACAGGAGCAAGAAUUUUCAGGUGGGGAGUUUCCAACAUCCCCUCCCGGGGAGAGGCUGCCCGGCAUGGGGCCAGGCGGUGGCAGCGUGCUCAUCAAGACAGAGGCCCAGUCCGAGGACGAGAUGAUACCCGAGCAGCUCUUCCUGGGCGAGUCCCACAGCCAGCCCAUGUAUAGGAUGGCCAAGGGGCCCAGGAGCAGGACCGAGGGCCCCUGUCGGCUGCGUGCCGCAGGGGUGCCACGGGUGCGGGUGGGGGACCCGCGGGCCCCGGGAGCUCUGGGGGAGCCGCCCCGCAUCCUCCCUCGCAGGCGAGAGCGGACCUUCCCCUGCCCUGACUGUGGGCAGAGUUUCCGCUUGAAGAUUAACCUGACCAUUCACCAGCGGACGCACGUGGAGGAGGAGCCCAGGGAGACUCCGGGGAGCUCGCCCCCUGGCUGGGGGGAGGCCCCCUCCACUCUGGAGCCGGGCGAGGUGGUGGUGCCGGGCCCAGUCAUCCGCUGGCUCCCUGAGGAGCCCGGAGGCCGCCGCUCCCUGGCGGGCCGCUCCCUCCUGGCGCGGCGGCCGGCGGCGGCGGCGGGCAAGGUGUACCACUGCAGCGAGUGCCUGCGCUUCUUCCAGCAGCGGAAGAGUCUGCUGCUGCACCAGCGCCUGCACACGGGCACCAGCCAGGGCUGGCCGGCCUGUCCCUACUGCGGCAAGGCCUUCCGCCGGCCCUCCGACCUCUUCCGCCACCAGCGCAUCCACACGGGCGAGCGGCCCUACCAGUGCCCUCAGUGCGGCCGCGCCUUCAACCGGAACCACCACCUGGCGGUCCACAUGCAGACUCACACCCGAGGCCAGGCGGGCCCGCCCUGCCCCACUUCCCUGGCCCUCCCCCGGACGCCCCCGCGACCCCGGCCCAGCCACAGUGAGGAGGGCUGAGCGGCCAGGAGCCUGUAGGGGCACCCUCCGGCUCUCCGGGGCACCCCCAGCAGGACUCCUGUCUGCCUUCGGGCCUUUUCCCCGGUGCCUGGCGCUGGUUCCUCGUUCUGGACUAGUUCUGGAAUAGCUUUGGAGAGAGCUUUUUUCCAUUCAGAUGGGAAGCAGUGGCCUUUUUGGUAACUGUGUGUGUAUGACCAGAUGCCUCAACUUCCUGUUUUCUGAGUUUGUCACUCUUCGCUGCCUUUUCUACAUUCCUGACUUAGAAAGGAUCCCUUAAAGCAUACAGGAUGCCGACUUUUGGUGAGAGACUGUGGCGGGUAUCUGAGACCGGCACUGGAGAUAGUGGCCCUUCCAGUAGCGGGCGAUGGAGACACGGAGGGCCUGCUGUUCCUAAUGUACACAGAGGUCACAGCAGAGUGGACAGUUUGAAGAAUAGGCGCUGGAAAUUUGAGUUUUCCUACUGUGUUAUUUUGAAAUCUUUUUUUCCCUUCCUUA
Mustela lutreola (European mink) is the source of this 2431-nucleotide messenger RNA. It is a transcript of the gene ZNF783, whose product is annotated as zinc finger protein 783. The record is from RefSeq and is a predicted model, not a curated record. Gene Ontology annotation, biological process: regulation of DNA-templated transcription. Bases 134 to 1936 code for a protein of 600 amino acids. The transcript is spliced from 7 exons. Lineage: Eukaryota; Metazoa; Chordata; Mammalia; Carnivora; Mustelidae.